CCCCACUUCGUAAUUUAUCCUUCGACACAUUAUUUCUUGUUGUCUUGUGAUAAAAGCUUUGGUCUUUCUUCUUCUUGCUCAUCUUCGCUGCUUUCACGCCCACAUUUACAUCCUCAAAAGAUGAGCCGACACCCGAUUGUGAAGUGGGCUCAGAGAUCAGACAAGGUGUAUGUGACUGUUGAUUUGCCUGAUGCUAAAGACGUAAAGCUCAAGCUGGAACCAGAUGGAAGAUUUAAUUUCUCUGCACACAAAGACGAAAUUCCCUAUGAAGUUGACCUGGAUCUAUUUGAUAAGGUCAAUGUUGAGGAGAGCAAAUACAAUAUUGGUGUAAGAAACAUAGUUUAUGUUAUAAAGAAAGCAGAGAAGGAAUGGUGGGAUAGGUUGAUCAAGCAGGAAGGAAAGCCUCCUGUGUUCGUCAAAGUUGAUUGGGAUAAAUGGGUUGAUGAAGAAGAAGAAAACGAGAGAGCAGGAAUGGACUUUGAUGACAUGGAUUUCUCGAAAUUAGACAUGGGUGGGGAUGAUUUUGAUAUGGAUGAUUCCAAGGAAGAGGAAGAAGAAAUCGAAACGAAAGAAGAGGACAGGCAGAAAGAGGCAGGAGAAACGGCUGCACCGGUGGCUGAGGAAGCUAAGGCUUGACUGCCUUGGAAAGACAGAAAGUUGAGACUCUUAUCGUUGACAAGAGCUGUGUGAAAGUGAGGUUUUCUAAACUCAAAAUUGCUGAAAUUGUGUGCCGUUUUCUUAGGUCUGGGCAUUCUCAAAUUGUGUCUUGUCUUAGUUAGGUACAGGCAUUUUCGCAUCAGCUUGUAUGCUAUGCCUUCCGAAGCAGGUCCUAACAUUAAGGACCCGUUCUGUUUAAAAAAACACUUUCUAGGGUCAUGAUAUUAUGAUAUAUCUUGUUUAGCCUGUAAACUCUUCUCUCUGUUUUUUUUUUUAAACUGGGAAAUUUGUAUUAAGUUUGCAGCCUUUUGGAAACAAACAUCAUGUUGUGGUGAAUGGACUCAACGAAUUCCCCAUCUAUGAAAAAUG
Molecule: messenger RNA, 1026 nt
Organism: Neltuma alba
Lineage: Eukaryota; Viridiplantae; Streptophyta; Magnoliopsida; Fabales; Fabaceae
Product: co-chaperone protein p23-1-like
Exons: 6
Coding region: 121-636 (171 amino acids)
Biological process (GO): protein folding; chaperone-mediated protein complex assembly
Cellular component (GO): cytosol; nucleus
Molecular function (GO): protein-folding chaperone binding; Hsp90 protein binding
Source: RefSeq, a predicted model, not a curated record